This is a messenger RNA of Debaryomyces hansenii CBS767, 1494 nucleotides long. It is a transcript of the gene HGT18, whose product is annotated as Hgt18p. The transcript has a single exon. The coding region runs from base 1 to 1494 and encodes 497 amino acids. Lineage: Eukaryota; Fungi; Ascomycota; Pichiomycetes; Serinales; Debaryomycetaceae. Gene Ontology annotation, molecular function: hexose transmembrane transporter activity. Gene Ontology annotation, cellular component: membrane. The record is from RefSeq and is a predicted model, not a curated record. Gene Ontology annotation, biological process: monosaccharide transmembrane transport.
AUGUCAUCUACUGUCGCCCAGAAACCUCAAUUAACAGGUAAGUUGAUAACAACUAUCGCUGUAAUAUGUUUAGGUUCGCUUCAAUUCGGUUAUCAUAUGGCCGAAUUGAAUUCGCCAGAAUCUAUUAUAUCUUGUCAAAUGUCCAAACCAGGUAAAGUUCCUUAUGAAGAGUCAUUGUUCGGUAGCCAUAAUUUUUCUAAGUGCAUUCCAUUGAGUCCAGAAAACGUAGGUCUAGUUACCUCAAUAUUCAGUAUUGGUGGAUUAAUCGGUUCGUUUUACAUUGGGUCCUUUGCCGAUAAGCUUGGAAGAAAAAAGACGUCAUUGAUACACUGCAGUAUCUAUUUCUUGGGGUCUAUGCUAAAUGGAUUAAGUAAUAGCUAUUACAUGUUAUUAGUGGGAAGAUUUAUAGCAGGAUUGGGCGCUGGCGCCGCUCUAGUAACAACUCCCAUUUUUAUCAAUGAAAUAGCUCCUUCUGAUUAUAGAGGGUUCUUGGGAUCAAUGAACCAAGUAUCUGUAAAUAUCGGAAUAUUAUUCACCCAAUUGUUGGCAUUGGUUUGGUGUGACGAUAAUAACUGGAGAUUAUUAUUGAUCAUGGGGGCUGUGAUUGCUCUUGUUAACUUUCUACUUAUCGCCGUCUACGUGGACGAAUCUCCAAUGUGGUUGUUGAAUAAAGGGUUUAGUGGUAGAGCUGCAACUGUUUUACAUAAAUUAAGAGGUGGCGAUUACGUCCAAUCUAGAAAUGAAGUCCAUAGAUGGAGAAAUCCAGGUGAGAGCAGUUCUGUUGAAAAUGACACACUCUUAGACACUUCCGAUAGCGACAUCAAUGAGGAAACGACCCCUUCGAGAGAUUCAUCGGUUUCUCUUGAAGCUUACAUGAAAUCAUCUGAAUACCGUAAUUCUAAGAUAGUUGCGACAGGUAUCUUGAUUUUCCAACAAUUCUGCGGUAUAAACUCAAUUAUAUUCUACGGAGUAUCGGUGCUUGUUGCAAUAUUUCCCAAACAUGCAAUAUUCAUUAACUGUCUCAUCUCGGUGGUUAACGUAGUUGUCACUUUUGGUGCUGCACCACUUACGGAUAAAUUGGGCCGUAAACCGCUUCUAUUGACGUCUGUAUCGGUUAUGGGGCUCCUGACAAUCAUAAUGGGUAUAGGAAUCAUCUCCAGCAGCUCGAUUUUCUCGAUCGUAGGUACGUUUUCCUACAUCACAUUUUUCGCUGUUGGAUUGGGACCAAUCCCAUUCCUUCUUGUAAGCGAAGUCACUCAACCAAAGGCCAAAGCCCUGGCCCAGAGUUGGGGUACCACUAUGAACUGGCUUGCCACUUUCAUUGUCGGUUUCUUAUUUCCAAUUUUGAAGAAUUCAUGGAUAGGUGGCGGCGUAUACUUUAUAUUCACCCUUAUGUGUGCUGUAUCAUUUGUCUUCAUCAAGUACUGGAUUCCAGAGACAAAAGGUGCAAAUUCAUACGAGGAGGUCUGGGGAUUACCAAUCAGAACAGAUUAG